Messenger RNA from Leptomonas pyrrhocoris, 1009 nucleotides. RefSeq names its product putative mitochondrial chaperone protein DNAj. Bases 266 to 1009 code for a protein of 247 amino acids. Lineage: Eukaryota; Euglenozoa; Kinetoplastea; Trypanosomatida; Trypanosomatidae. The transcript has a single exon. The record is from RefSeq and is a predicted model, not a curated record.
GCGUGUGCCGCCUUCGCCUGCAUAGCGCAGUUCCAGUAUUUUAGUUGUUGUGGCGGUGGUGACGGUGUGUGGGGCGUAGCAAUCACAUGCGCUUUUGAGACACACCGCACAAGGAUAAAGAUCAAGAGGAAAAUACAUCGAAAGCGGCUGUGUUUAUCCCCCCCCCCCCUCCUCUAUAUCUCUUGUUGACUGCAUCGAGUGGGGCGCUCCUCUUGGUUUCUUGGUGGGUUUUUUUAGUUCCUCUUGUGCACAGACACCCGUGACGAUGCUGCGACGGUGUCUGCUGCGGCGGUGCAUGCCCAUCGGCGUUGCCUGCCGCACCCUCGGCUUUCAGACCCCGCCGACUAACAACCGCGAUCUCAAGAAGCGCUUCAUCCAACUCACGAAGGAGCACCACCCCGAUCUCCACGCAGACGACGCGGAGGCGGCGACAGAGCGAAUGGUGCGGCUCACGCAGGCCUACACGUGCCUCAAGAAGCUGUUGGAGCACGGCGUGCACUAUCAGAGGAACGCCGGCGCCGGUGCAGGUCCGCAGCAGAAAAGCGGUGAGCGAUCUUCGAGUCGUGCGGAGGAGGUGGAGUGGGCGGAGGCGGCAGCCAGCUUUCGUGCUCCCGGCUCCUCCAUCAGUCUUCGCGGUUUCACACUGCCGUGGCAACGCGCCACCACCACGACAGCGACGGCGUCGAUGGAGUCGAUGAUGAGCGAGCCGAAUGUUUCCUUUCACGACUUCGUUCGGUUUGCGCGGCAGCUCGAGCACGACCGCCAGCGCAGAGAAGAGCGAAGGAGGAGCGAUGCAGCGACGGCGGACGGCACGCACGGCUUCACGGCGGAGUACUUUGAAAGCACAGAAAGAAGCCGCACCGCCUGUCGCGGUCCUAAAGUGGGCCCUGCGUCGACGCAUGUGGUGCGCCUGUGGGCCUUUUACUAUGGCCGUCGGCUGCGUGCGUUUGCCGUCGCGGCGCCGCGUAACGCGUGGCACACGAUCCGCUACAUCCUCCUGGGGCACUGA